CAAAUUAUUUUAAAAGAGUAACGCAAUUGUUGAAGAACCCAAACCGUUGAAUAAUAGAUGACCCACACGCAAUUGCCUCUUGAAAGUUGAAACCUUUCCUCUCCCACUCCCACUUCUCACUCUCACUCUCGCUCUCGCUCUAUCUUCUCUAUGUUUUUGAAGAGGGUUCCGAUCAAAAUACCAAAAAAUGGGCAGGAAAGCUUCGAGGCUCGCAGAGAAGUCACAGAAGCAUGAGAGCAUGAAUCCCUCUGUUGAUGGCUCGGAAGUGGAGCCUGAAAGCAAUAAUGCCUCAGAAAAAGCAGACAUACAAACUGAGAGCCCAAAUCCUACCUUGGAGAGGGUGGAACCAUCACAAGCAAAUUCCAAAACAUAUAUUAGGAAGAUGGUACUGAAGAAAGCCCCUACUGCAGUUAGGCGAUCUGGACGUCUGCAAAACACAGUUUUGACUACAGAGAACCAGGAUAUUGAGCGUAUUUUUGAAGAGAUAACUGUUAGCGAAAGUGAGAAAGAAGAUGAACCAGCAGAUGGAGAACUGCCAGAGCAUGUGCCUCCUUCAGAGGAAAAAACCGUUUAUGAAAAAGUUGACUAUAUUGUACAACUUCUGGAGGCACAAAAGAUGACUAUGGAUGAACUGACUUCUAGGGCAACUGGGAAAUCAUCCUCUGGUGAAAGCUCUGGUCUGGCAGAUGUCACAUACAAAGGCUUGUAUAUUGAUUCCCAAAAGAAGGUUGAAGCUUUAAUGGCGGAAAAUUAUAAGCUUAACAAGCUGUUGGAAAAUGCUCUUGGCAAAAUUGAAGUUUAUGAGAAAGGAAAUCACAUCAGUUCCGAUGUGUUGGAGAAGUUGAAAGAUAUUUUCUUGUGCUCUAGUCUGACUAGAGCCACUGAAGCAGCUCUAAUGUCUGGAGCAAUACGAGGCCCUGCUGAAAAUGGUCUCGAGUGCAGGAGUUCUAAGAAAAAGAGACUCGAUUAAGAAACAUAAAAGAAUGGAGAUUUACUUUUUGCUGAUGAAUCAUGUUAGAAAUAGUUGCCUGUUAUGCCCAUAACUUAACUACUGAUAAGAGUACCAAACCGAUCACAUUUUGUGCAACCGCCUGAUGGGAUCAUGUCAUGUCUCUUUUGGUUAAAUUUUAGUGAGCAAUGGUUUUUCUUCUAGUGUAAAUCGGUUCUGUUGAGCUCUUUUCUUGGUCAAGAAUAUGCAGAAUGAAAUUCAGAAAGAAUGAGAUCGGAAGAGCAAAAAUGUCAUUUACUUUUGUAUUCUGAUAAUAUUCUUGUAGAAACUGUAUGCUCCACUGUUGAGGCAAGACAUCCUUCACAUAUUGUUACCCCAAGUUAAAACCCAAAUGAAUGCAUAAAGCAAAAUGUCUAGUC
Messenger RNA from Ricinus communis (castor bean), 1368 nucleotides. RefSeq lists its product as uncharacterized. Bases 188 to 970 code for a protein of 260 amino acids. Lineage: Eukaryota; Viridiplantae; Streptophyta; Magnoliopsida; Malpighiales; Euphorbiaceae. The record is from RefSeq and is a predicted model, not a curated record. The transcript is spliced from 5 exons.